UUAAGCAAGCACUGACGACCCAAAAUUAAAUCCUCCAUAUAUACCUCGAUCAUAGUUUAGUACAGUUCGGGAAUCUUGAGGUUUGGUCGUGGAGGAUAGCAGGAUGUUGGCCGUUUUCGAGCAGUGCAUUGGGAAGGCGCCGCCGGAGCUCAACGUCGCGGCGGCGGGGCAGCGGCGGGAAUGUAAUUCCCGGGAGGAGACCGCGGCAAGGUUCCGGUCACGGUGGCCGGACUCCACGCUCUACAAACUUGCUAAUGACAACUUCUUGGGACUGUCUCAUGGUGGUGAAAGCCCCAAACAUCCAAGGUCGAUUGUUGUGAUGGAGGAUAUCUUCUGCAUCUUUUCUGGGGCACUGGACAACAUAUGUGACCUGAGGAAAUACUAUGGGCUUUCAAGACAAGCUACAGAGGCCAUGAUAAUGGUGGAAGCUUAUAAGGUUCUAAGAGACAGGGCACCCUAUCCUCCUGAUCAGGUCAUCAAGGAGCUUGAGGGCAAAUUCUCUUUCAUUCUCUUUGAUUCCAAAACUUCUACUCUCUUUCUAGCCAGGGACCGAGAAGGAAGCGUGGCGCUGCACUGGGGAGUUGGCGCAGACGAAUCGUUAGUAUGUUCCGAUGAUCCGGACUUGAUCAACGCCGCCUGUGGGCAAUGCUACACGCCCUUUCCUCCAGGGUGCAUUUUCAUCAGCGGCAGCGGGCUAACCAGCUUUGAUCAUCCGCUGCACAAGGUUAAGGCGAUGGUGCGCGAGGACGACGGGGCCAAAAUCGAGGCCGUUAUUUUCCAGGUGGAUUUCUACACCAGACUCCAUAGCAUUCCGCGCAGGGGUAGCGCUUCCAACUGGGCUGAUGCGGCCGUCGUUGAGGGAGACUGAGAUAGAUCGAGUGAUCUGCGUUUUAUGGUUUAGGUUUUGAGGCUUUGAUUAAGCAAUCCGAUGUUUAUAUGAUGAUCGUGUGUAAUAACAUCUGAUGGAUGUGAAUUCUUGAAUUGUGUUUAAGGCUGUCUUCUAGCACAAAUUUGUAUGUCUUCUUUUAAGCUAAUAUUUGUCAUGCUGAUGGAUUUCGAUUA
Molecule: messenger RNA, 1062 nt
Organism: Ipomoea triloba (trilobed morning glory)
Lineage: Eukaryota; Viridiplantae; Streptophyta; Magnoliopsida; Solanales; Convolvulaceae
Product: stem-specific protein TSJT1-like
Exons: 4
Coding region: 104-868 (254 amino acids)
Source: RefSeq, a predicted model, not a curated record